Aethalodelphis obliquidens (Pacific white-sided dolphin) is the source of this 3442-nucleotide messenger RNA. RefSeq names its product intraflagellar transport 70B (gene IFT70B). The transcript has 2 exons. The coding region runs from base 231 to 2228 and encodes 665 amino acids. Gene Ontology annotation, molecular function: intraciliary transport particle B binding; protein binding. Gene Ontology annotation, cellular component: intraciliary transport particle B; axonemal microtubule. The record is from RefSeq and is a predicted model, not a curated record. NCBI's taxonomy places the organism in Eukaryota, Metazoa, Chordata, Mammalia, Artiodactyla, Delphinidae. Gene Ontology annotation, biological process: intraciliary transport.
UCCCCUCUAACGCCGCUCACACUCUGCAGUCUUCAGAGGCCAGGUCAGUAAUAGGCACACUCAUAUUCGUGAUUGUUUUAAAUCCCAGGUUGGUCGUUCUGCUGCAAAGUAACUUUGGGAGCACGCAAAAAAAAAAAAAGGCCCACAAAACCCUCAACAUUCUUUGCAGACCUACGUUUCCGGUUGGCUUGUUGCCGUGGUAACGAGCACGCACAACCACGGCAGCGGUUAUGGCACGGCUGGGCGGUGCGCAGAUCCCCGACGGGGAGUUCACCGCGGUCGUGUACCGGCUCAUCCGGGAUGCCCGCUACGCCGAGGCCGUGCAGCUGCUGGGCGGAGAGCUCCAGCGGAGCCCGAGAAGCCGCGCCGGCCUGUCGCUGCUGGGCUACUGCUACUACCGCCUGCAGGAGUUCGCGCUGGCCGCCGAGUGCUAUGAGCAGCUGGGUCAGCUGCACCCGGAGCUGGAGCAGUACCGCCUUUACCAGGCCCAGGCCCUAUACAAGGCCUGCCUUUACCCAGAGGCCACCCGCGUCGCCUUCCUCCUCCUGGACAACCCCGCCUACCACCACGGGGUCCUCCGUCUCCAAGCCGCGAUCAAGUACAGCGAGGGCGAUCUGCCCGCGGCCAGGAGCCUGGUGGAGCAGCUACUGAGUGAGGAAGGAGGAGAAGACAGCGGGGGCGAGAACGAGCUCAAUGGCCAGGUCAACCUGGGCUGUUUGCUCUACAAGGAGGGACAUUAUGAAGCUGCGUGUUCCAAGUUCUCUGCUGCCUUGCAGGCUUCGGGCUACCGGCCUGACCUUUCCUACAACCUGGCUUUGGCCUAUUACAGCAGCCGGCACUACGCCCCGGCGCUGAAGCAUAUCGCCGACAUUAUUGAGCGUGGCAUCCGCCAGCACCCAGAGCUGGGUGUGGGCAUGACCACUGAGGGCAUUGAUGUUCGAAGUGUUGGCAACACCUUAGUCCUUCACCAGACCGCUCUGGUGGAAGCCUUCAACCUCAAGGCCGCCAUAGAAUACCAACUGAGAAACUAUGAGGCGGCCCAGGAAGCCCUCACGGAUAUGCCUCCGAGGGCAGAGGAAGAGUUAGACCCUGUGACCCUGCACAACCAGGCGCUAAUGAACAUGGAUGCCAGGCCUACAGAAGGGUUUGAGAAGCUACAGUUUUUGCUCCAACAGAAUCCCUUUCCCCCAGAGACCUUUGGCAACCUGUUGCUGCUCUACUGUAAAUAUGAGUAUUUUGACCUGGCAGCAGAUGUCCUGGCAGAGAAUGCCCAUUUGACUUACAAGUUCCUCACACCCUAUCUCUAUGACUUCUUGGAUGCCACGAUCACUUGCCAGACAGCUCCUGAAGAGGCUUUCGUUAAGCUUGAUGGGCUAGCAGGGAUGCUGACUGAACAGCUCCGGAAACUCACCAUACAAGUGCAGGAAGCAAGACACAACAGAGAUGAUGAAGCUGUCAAAAAGGCAGUGAAUGAAUAUGAUGACACCCUUGAGAAAUAUAUUCCUGUGCUGAUGGCCCAGGCCAAAAUCUACUGGAACCUUGAAAAUUAUCGAAUGGUGGAAAAGAUCUUCCGCAAAUCUGUGGAAUUCUGUAAUGAUCAUGAUGUGUGGAAGCUGAAUGUGGCUCAUGUUCUGUUCAUGCAGGAAAACAAAUACACAGAAGCCAUAGGUUUUUAUGAGCCCAUAGUCAAGAAGCAUUAUGACAACAUCCUGAAUGUCAGUGCUAUUGUGCUGGCUAACCUGUGUGUUUCAUAUAUUAUGACAAGUCAAAACGAAGAAGCCGAGGAGUUGAUGAGGAAGAUUGAAAAGGAGGAAGAGCAGCUCUCCUAUGAGGACCCAGAUAAGAAAAUCUACCAUCUCUGCAUUGUGAAUUUGGUGAUAGGGACGCUCUAUUGUGCCAAAGGAAAUUAUGACUUUGGUAUUUCUCGGGUUAUCAAAAGCUUGGAACCUUAUAAUAAAAAACUGGGAACUGAUACCUGGUAUUACGCCAAAAGAUGCUUCCUGUCAUUACUAGAAAACAUGUCAAAACACACCAUCAUGCUUCGUGACAGUGUUAUUCAAGAAUGUGUCCAGUUUCUAGAACACUGUGAACUUUAUGGCAGGAACAUACCUGCUGUUAUUGAACAACCCCUGGAAGAAGAAAGAAUGCAUAUUGGAAAGAAUACAGUCACUUAUGAAUCCAGACAACUAAAAGCUUUGAUUUAUGAGAUUAUAGGUUGGAAUAUGUAGUAAUGUCUGACAGUGGCCUUAUCAUAAUGGCUUUACAUCUGUUUUUCACUCUUUUAUCUGUAUUUAGCUAUUGGCCUCUUUAGAUUUAUUACAUGUUGAACUUCGUACACUUUAAAAUUAUAAAACUAACUAAUAUUUUGUUUUUAAAAUCUUCACAAAGUGAAAUAUAAGAACUUUGACACCUAGAAAGACUUAUGAAAAAUUCAAAACUGCAUGGGGACACUAUUUCUAUUAGAAAUUGUUAGCACCUAUGUUCCAUCUCCUUUGUUAUCAUUUGUACUUUGUGCAUUUUGAAAGUCCCCUGCACAAGGAUUAUGUUAUCCAGGGACUUGGCACUAUCAGGCCCAGAACUCAGUAGUUAAGGUAUAGGAUUUCUAGGCUUUUAAUAAGAACCUCAGGGAUUGUGUCCUAUUCUCACAGCCUACCCUCAUUAUUAUAUUAAUUUUAAUGCAUACAUAUUAGAUAGCCCUUAGGGUGUUUUGUCAGGGUUUUUCAAUAUAAAUGUAAUGCUUUAUGUAACCAAAAUACGUUAUAAAUGUUUGGUGUUUUUUUUUUUUUCAAACAUUCAAGAGUCACUGGGAGAUCUUAUACCCUUAACAAAAUUAUGGUGCUGUGGUUUAGAAACAAUAAACAAUUGUCAAAGCAAGAAUUUUACAUGGUUUUCUUUGGUUCCGUUUGUUAAUAAUUUGAAUACAUGAACAAGAUAUAUUUACUGUUUUUUCAUAACUGUGCUCUUAUUUAACAAUGAGGAAUAGCAGAGGUAUCGUGAGAACUGUUUUCUUAAUUCCUACCUUUGUGUUUGCAAUUUAGGAUAUGUUAAUGCUGGAGUUGUUCCUGUGUGGUGGCCUCUCAGAUCUAAUGUGGACACAAUGAAGUACAAAGGAUGUGACAGAACUAUGCAAGAAUGGAUUCAGAGGUUGUCCAUCAGUCAAUACUACGCCCAGUCAACAGAUCACAUCAGAAAAUGCAGCACAAGAUGAGUUUACGAGUAUAUUGAAAAAGAAAGAGACAUGCCCCUGAAGGCAAACACAGGCAAAAGUAAAUGUGAUGGCAUUUAAAGACUUCAUUUGUUUUUCUGAUAGGGUAGCACAGGAAAUCGGAGCAGCAAGCUUUAGCAAAGGAUUUCAGUCUGGCAGCUGGCGAUGUUAAAUCCAAGUAGACGUCAUUUGUAUGUUUAAUGUUUGUCUGGCAUAAACGCUGAUUCAUUGAAAAAA